CAUUACUUUCUGUGUAUUUUCAUGUUGUUGUUUGCGUUUUUAAUGUAACAAAACGUUUACUUGUAAUUAAAUGUUUUAUAUAACUAAAAUUAACUUUCUCUCCUACGGUUUCUCCCCCGUUCAGCACCACAGACAGCGCCUCCAUCACUGCUGCUGGUAUUUGCAGUUUUUAAAUUCUCACUGAUAAGAAACGACGAUGAGCUGAAAAAACACAAAGUCCCAGCAUCCUUUGCGGCCGUGCGUCUUCUCCAGCGGAGCCGGGUGUUUUCUCUCUGUGCGUCAUGGUUACCUCCCGAGUCCGAGCUGCGACAGGCGCGUGACAAGUCCCCCACAAUAAGACCGGAUGUUUAGAGAUUUAACCUUCAAAAUAAAAUCUGGAAUUUUUACAGCAGGCUGGUACGUGUUACAAUAACAAUAAUAAUGAGCUCCAAACGAAAUUAAUAAUAUUCCAGUGUGUUGAGAAACUAACACACACUCUCAGUGGUGGAAGUACUCAAAACAUUUACCAAAGUAAAAGUGCCAACGGACAACAACAAUGAAAAAUCCAAAAGUCCUUCAUUCUUCUUUUUUUUAAUCUGUCAUAUUAUUUAUUGGACAAGUGUACAAUGACACGUAAAAUGUCUAUAUAGUCUUUUUUCUUGUGCAGCACUACAUGCCCCGGACUCAAAUGCCUUUUAUUUUGUAUGUUUAUUGACCGGAAAUGCGCUGUAAUAACCUGCUAUGUGUUAACUUGAUGCUUCUGCUCGUCAGUCCGAAAAACGAGCGAGAAAACAUCACUGAGAUGAGACUCGGUGGUCUGGGAGGGUCUCCAUCAGGCGUCUGGAGUCCGGUUCACUGAUCAGCUGAGUCUGUCUGUCUGGUCACCUGUCUGUCUGUCUGUCUGUCUGUCUGUCUGUCUGUGGGUGGAGGGACUCAGUUUGCAGCGGGAGAAUGCUCUCCUCCUGCAGGGAAUCAGGACUUUCCUCUCCCGUCAUCCGGCCGGUAUGCUGCGGUGUGAACCCAGGGCUUCUCCCCUCCUCUGCCCGCUGAAGUUGUCUCACCUGCGGUGAUGCAACCCCUUAUUUCAGCCUCUCUUCUCCGCGUCUCUCUCCGGAACGGCCCGAUCAUUUCACAGUGGAAAUAAUCCGUUUCUUUUAAUUUUCUGAGAUUAUGAGGCUACACACCCUGUCCUCCUCCUGACUCAGGUGGAUUUUUUUUUUUUACUCGCGGACAGAUUUGUGAAUGGGAUUGUGAGCUUCCGCACGUUUUCUCCUCCAGCGAAACCUCCUCCACCUUUGCGCGCUGCGCGUAAAUCCGCGGAGGGAUGAUGUGAACAACCGGGGGAUACAGGAGUAAUAAUAAAAAAACAAACCCGUGCUGUAGUAACCAUGGCUGGUACUGAGGUCGAGGAUUAGUGUGAGGAGGGAUUAUAUUUUACAGGAGCAGAAUCCUCCAUCAAUUGUGCUGUUUUUUUGUCUUUUUAUUUUAUUUUCUCGGACAGAACUUCCCAAACCCGUUAGGAUAUGUUCUCUAUUGCUGUCUGUUCUCUUCUUUUAUUUCCUUUUUGAAAAGUAAAAGAAAAUCCUCUACUCAGACUGCUCCUUUAGCCGAUAUGAGAGUAAAAACUAGAGUAUUAAACACAACAAAGUUCGCCUCAUUACUCAACUGUAGCUAUUAAAUACCAUAAGUCACGAUGGGGUCGUUAUAACGUCACGGUUUAUAAUUUACAGCGCAAUAACAACACUGUCAGUCCCUUUGGAAAUAUUAAUGGAAAUUGCACUCAAACCACAGGAGAUAAAAAAAUACUAUUAAGUGCAUCAGAAACUCUCUGCAGGACUAUCAUCCAUCCGGCACACCUGAGGAUGAAGAUGAUGAUGAUGAUGGCUGAUUGAGAGUAAAGAGCUCUGAGCUGCCUGCUUUUUCUGAGCUAUUUAAUUCACCUGCUGCCGGAUGCAGAACUAUGGACACACAGAGAUCUGAUCAGAAGUGGAAAAUGACCCGAUCUUAAACCAGAGGAAGAAGUCGGAUUGAACCAGCAGCAGCAGCAGCAGCAGCGGUGUCCCGUCAGAUGAGCGAGGAUGUCGGACCGGAGCGCCCCGGGCUGCCGGCUCAGACUGGACUGGGUCUACGGGUACCGGGGCCACCAGUGCCGGAAUAACCUGUACUACACCGCCGGGAAGGAGCUGGUGUACUUCGUGGCCGGGGUGGGCGUGGUUUACAACACUAGAGAGCACAGCCAGAGGUUUUACCUGGGACACAACGAUGACAUCAUCAGCCUGGCAUUGCACCCGGAGCGCUCCCUGGUGGCGACGGGUCAGGUGGGGAAGGAUCCCUACGUGUGUGUGUGGGACUCCUUCACGGUCCAGACCGUCUCUCUGCUCCGGGACGGACACACACACGGCAUCGCCUGCCUCGCAUUCAGCGCUGACGGACAGCGGUUAGCCUCGGUUGGCCUGGAUGCCAAAAACACAUUGUGUAUCUGGGAGUGGAAGAGAGGGAAGAUCCUGGCUACAGCCACCGGACACUCAGACAGGAUCUUCGACGUCAGCUGGGAUCCGUUUCAACAGAACCGUCUGGUGAGCUGUGGAGUCAAACACAUCAAGUUCUGGUCUCUGUGUGGUAACGCUCUCACUCCAAAGAGGGGGAUUUUUGGGAAGACAGGCGACCUGCAGACCAUCCUGUGUGUGGCGUCUGCUAAAGACGACUUGACGUACUCCGGGGCGCUCAACGGGGACAUUUACGUCUGGAAGCUGCUCAACCUGAUACGAACAGUUCAGGCUGCACACGGGGCUGGUAUCUUCAGCAUGUAUUCCUGUGAGGAGGGUUUUGCAACAGGAGGCCGAGACGGCUGCAUCCGACUGUGGGACGCCGACUUCAAGCCGAUCACCAAGAUCGACCUUCGAGAGGCCGAGCAGGGAUACAAAGCACUGUCUAUUCGCAGCGUCUGCUGGCGAGCCGACCGAAUCCUAGCGGGAACACAAGACAGCGAGAUCUUUGAGGUGAUGGUGAGGGAUCGGGACAAGCCGCUGCUGAUCAUGCAGGGACACGGCGAGGGCGAGCUCUGGGCGCUGGACAUUCACCCCAAAAAACCUCUGGCUGUCACCGGCAGCGACGACCGCUCCGUCAGGUUGUGGAGUCUGGUGGAUCACGCCCUCAUCGCUCGCUGCAACAUGGAGGAGGCGGUGCGGAGCGUGGCGUUCAGCGUGGACGGAUACCAGCUGGCUCUGGGCAUGAAGGACGGAUCCUUCACUGUGCUGAGAGUCAGAGACAUGACGGAGGUUGUUCACAUCAAAGACAGGAAGGAGGUGAUCCAUGAGAUGAAGUUUUCUCCAGACGCAGCGUAUCUCGCUGUCGGCUCCAACGACGGACUCGUGGACAUCUACGCUGUCGCCCAGAGAUACAAGAAGGUAGGAGAAUGCAGUAAAUCAGCCAGUUUCAUCACUCACCUGGACUGGUCUCUGGACAGCAAAAUCCUGCAGACCAAUGACGGAGCUGGCGAACGCCUCUUCUACCGAAUGCCCAUGGGGAAGCCGAUUGUCAGUAAGGAGGAGGUGAAAGGUCAGCGCUGGGCGUCCUGGAGUUGCGUCCUGGGCUCCGAUGUCGGUGGCAUCUGGCCUAAAUACUCUAAUCUAACUGAGAUCAACGCAGUGGAUGCCAAUCACGCUGCUGCUGUACUUGUGACCGGGGACGACCUCGGCCUCGUUAAGCUCUAUCGCUUCCCCUGUCUGAGGAAAGGAGCUAAAUUCAAGAAGUACAUCGGUCACUCUGCCCAUGUGACCAACGUCCGCUGGUCACAUGACCUGCAGUGGGUGCUGACCACAGGUGGGGCCGACCACGCCCUCUUCCAGUGGAGGUUUCUGCCAGAGUCGGUCAUGAACGGAGGACCGGAUACCAACAUACAAGACAGUCACGGGGACUCUAACAGCGAGCAGUCGGACAGCGACGUGUCGGACGUCCCGGAGCUCGACUCCGACAUUGAGCAGGAAACACAGAUCAACUACGACAGACAGGUGUACAAGGAGGACCUGCCUCAGUUGCGACAGCAGAGCAGAGAGAAGAAACUGCAGGUUGGAUCUCUGAAGAGACAGCAAGGACCAGACCAAGGCCUCCGGCUGCAGUUUGUUCACGGGUACCGUGGCUACGACUCAGCGAGGAUCAGUGGCUGCGAUCAAGAUGCCACCGGUGUGCAGGAUUACAGAGAAAUCAAUGGCAAAAAACAAUAUUUCAAGCAAAUGGUUGUGAUCAGGGUUCAGGUCGGUCCUUUUAGGUUUGUCGUGUUUGGAAACCCUCCUGAUAUAUUUGCUCUCUGUGAUCCGGAUGCAGCUGAUGGAAAGAGUCUGGUGUCAGUGGGAGUCGAUGACGGACAUUCACUCGUUGUCUGGGACUGGAAGAGAGGAGAGAAACUCGCUACUGCCAGGGGUCACAAGGAGAAGAUCUUUGUGGUGAAGUGUAAUCCCAUGCUGAUGGACAAACUGGUCACUGUGGGAAUCAAACACAUCCAGUUCUGGCAACAUGCAGGCGGCGGUCUGACGUUCAGGCGCGGUGUGUUCAGGAGCGUCGGCCGGCCGGAGACCAUGAUGUCGGUGUGUUACGGCCGCAGCGAGGCGCUGGUGUUCUCCGGCGCCUCCACCGGAGACGUUUACAUCUGGAAGGAAGCGCUGCUGCUGAAAACAAUCAAAGCCCAUGACGGACCGGUGUUCGCCAUGUUCUCCCUCGACAAGGGCUUUGUGACGGGCGGGAAGGACGGUGUGGUGGAGCUGUGGGACGACAUGUUUGACCGCUGUCUGAAGACGUACGCCAUCAAGAGAGCGUCACUGUCCUCGGGCUCUAAAGGCCUGCUGCUGGAGGACAACCCGUCCAUCAGGGCCAUCACGCUGGGACACGGUCACAUCCUGGUAGGAACCAAAAACGGAGAAGUUCUGGAGAUCGACAAGACCGGACCCAUGACCCUGCUGGUGCAGGGUCACAUGGAGGGAGAGGUCUGGGGUCUGGCCCCUCACCCCCUCCUCCCUGUCUGCGCCACCGUCAGCGACGAUAAAACCCUUCGUCUGUGGGAGACGUCGGCCAAUCACCGCAUGGUGGCCGUCCGCAAGCUGAAGAGAGGCGGUCGCUGCUGUGCCUUCUCCCCUGAUGGAAAGGCGUUGGCCGUCGGUCUGAGCGACGGUGGCGUGCUGGUGGUGAACGCCGACACACUGGAGGACCUUCUGAGCUUCCACCAUCGCCGCGACGCCAUCUCUGACAUCCGCUUCACCCCAGACUUAGGUAAAUUCCUGGCGGUGGCGUCACAUGACAGCUUUGUGGACAUCUACAACGUGCUGAGCAGUAAGAGAGUCGGGAUCUGCAAAGGGGCGUCCAGUUAUAUCACACACAUCGACUGGGACGCUCGAGGUAAACUGCUGCAGGUGAACACAGGAGCCAAAGAGCAACUUUUCUUCGAAGCCCCGAGAGGAAGACAACAAACCAUCAAAAACUCGGAGCUGGAGCGAGUCGAGUGGUCCAGCUGGACGUGUGUUCUGGGUUCGAGCUGUGACGGAAUCUGGCCGACGCACAGCGACAUCACCGACAUCAACGCCGCAUCGCUCACCAGAGACAGAACGCUGCUCGCCACCGGAGACGACUUCGGCUUCCUGAAACUGUUCGGCUACCCUGUUCGGGGUCAGUACGCUCGCUUUAAGCGUUACGUGGGCCACAGCGCUCAGGUGACAAACGUCCGCUGGGCUCAGGACGACUCGGCGCUGCUGACGGUUGGCGGGGCCGACACCGCCCUGAUGAUCUGGGCGAGGGAGCGAGGAGGCGGGGUCAAUGUCGAGGGGGAGGGGCCUUUGUGUUGCGACACCCGACCCACCGUGGACAGCGAGGAGUCGGACGAUGACAUCGAAGAGGACGGAGGCUACGACAGUGACGUUGCCCGAGAGAAAACGGUGGAUUACACCACUAAGAUGUACGCCGUCAGCAUCAGAGAGAUGAGAGGAACCAAACCUCACCACCAGCUGAAGGAGGUGUCUGCUGAGGAGAGGCAGGGCAUUGUCAAGCCUCCGGUCAGUCGAGCGGCGCCGCAGCCGGAGAAACUCCAGAAGAACAACGUCUCCAAGAAGAAGAGACUGGUGGAGGACAUGGUGUUGGAUCACGUGUUUGGUUUUCGGGGCUACGAUUGUCGCAACAACCUGCACUACCUCAACGACGGCACCGACAUCGUCUACCACACUGCUGCCACCGCCAUCGUCCACAGCCUCUCCACUGGAACUCAGAGUUUCUACCUGGAACACACUGAUGACAUCCUCUCUCUCACCGCCAAUCAGCACCCAAAAUACAAAAAUGUCAUCGCCUCUGGACAGAUUGGUGACGUCAGUGAACUGCCAGGCACCACUCCCUCCAUCCAUGUGUGGGAUGCGAUGAGUAAACAGACUCUGUCCAUCCUCCGCUGUCCUCACACUAAAGGCGUCGGCUACGUUAACUUCAGCGCCACAGGGAAGCUGCUGCUGUCCGUUGGAGUGGAUCCUGAACACACCAUCACUGUGUGGCGCUGGCAGGAAGGAUCCAAGGUGUGCAGUAAAGCCGGACACCCGGACCGGAUCUUCGUGGUGGAGUUUCGGCCGGACUCGGACUCCCAGUUUGUGUCGGCGGGAAUUAAACAUGUGAAGUUCUGGACGCUGGCCGGCGGCGCUCUGAUGUACAAGAAGGGCGUGGUGGGGACGGUGGAGGACGGCAGGAUGCAGACGAUGCUGUCUGUCGCCUUCGGUGCUAAUAACUUGACGUUCACUGGAGCCAUUAACGGGGACGUGUACGUGUGGCGGGAUCACUACCUGCUGAGGGUGGUGGCGAAGGCUCACACCGGGCCGGUCUUCACCAUGUACACCACGCUGAGAGACGGACUCAUCGUCACCGGCGGCAAGGAGAGGCCGACUAAGGAGGGUGGUGCGGUGAAGCUCUGGGAUCAGGAGAUGAAACGUUGCCGAGCCUUCCAGCUGGAGACGGGACAGCAGGUGGAGUGUGUCCGAUCCGUCUGCAGAGGCAAAGGUAAGAUCCUGGUGGGGACGAAGGACGGGGAGAUCAUCGAGGUCGGGGAGAAGAACGCAGCGUCCAACUUGCUGCUGGACAGUCACGCUCGGGGGGGGAUCUGGGGUGUGACUGCUCAUCCUGCCAAAGAGCUCUGCAUCACCGCCAGUGACGACGCCACCAUCCGACUGUGGGACCUCACUGACAAGAAAUUGUUGAACAAGGUGUGUGUCGGCCACGCAGCCCGGUGUGUGAGCUACAGUGCAGACGGAGAGAUGCUGGCCGUGGGGAUGAAGAACGGCGAGUUCCUCGUCCUCCUCGCCAACACACUGAAGAUGUGGGCGAAGAAACGAGACCGCAGCGUCGCCAUCCAGGACAUCCGGUUCAGUCCGGACCGGCGGCUGCUGGCGGUCGGUUCUGUGGAGAACACGGUGGAUAUCUACGAUGUGAGCGGAGGGCCGACUCUGAACCGGCUGGUUUACUGCAGCAACAUCCCUGCUUUCAUCCUGCAGCUCGACUUCUCUGCUGACAGCUGUUACAUACAGGUGUCUACAGUAGCUUAUAAGCGGCAGGUGUUUGAGGCUCCUUCAGGGAAGCUGGUGAACGACCAGACCAUCAUCGACAGAAUCACCUGGGCCACCUGGACCAGCAUCCUGGGAGAUGAAGUUUUGGGGAUAUGGCCGCGAAACGCAGACAAAGCUGAAGUGAACUGUGCGUGUGUGUCUCACGCCGGCCUGAAUGUCGUCACCGGUGACGACUUCGGAUUGGUCAAACUGUUCGACUUUCCCUGCACAGAGAAGUUUGCCAAACACAAGCGCUACCUCGGCCACUCGGCUCAUGUGACCAACAUCCGGUUCUCGCAUGAAGACAAAUAUGUGAUCAGCACAGGAGGAGACGACUGCAGUGUGUUUGUGUGGAAAUGCCUGUAAAACGCAGAGACUUCUACCGUCUGGUGACGCUUUUAUCCAAAGCGCCUUAACAGCACCACAAGUGGAUCCAGAGGGAAUCGAACCUGCAACCUUGAACUUUUAGUUUUUAGAAUUUAGAAGUUGGAGAUGGAAGAAGACGAGACGUUUGGAUUCUGUUCUGGUGGCGAGGCAGAAAAGUUCAGACUGAAGCGCAACACAUGAGACGCUUCAUGAUGGAUCCCAAAAAAUGAAGAAGAAACCAGAAGAAUCAUAAGAUGUUGGUUCUUGGUCUGAACUUUGUUUUUGGUUUACUUGAAUUCACAACUGCCCAGUUAGUCACAGUGAAGAAGAGGUUCAACUUACUGUCAUGUUGUUCUGCUCAAUCACCAUCUCGUCCUCACAGCGUCGUCAUUGUAGUCAGUGCACCGCAAGGUUCAGAGAAAGAAGGUUCAACACAACAUUUUUGGAUUUUCACGUAAAAGAAACGAUUCGUCCAGGGGCCAGA
Messenger RNA from Anarrhichthys ocellatus (wolf-eel), 8388 nucleotides. RefSeq names its product echinoderm microtubule-associated protein-like 6. Bases 2058 to 7904 code for a protein of 1948 amino acids. The record is from RefSeq and is a predicted model, not a curated record. Gene Ontology annotation, molecular function: microtubule binding. The transcript is spliced from 46 exons. NCBI's taxonomy places the organism in Eukaryota, Metazoa, Chordata, Actinopteri, Perciformes, Anarhichadidae.